This is a messenger RNA of Ornithorhynchus anatinus (platypus), 1619 nucleotides long. RefSeq names its product natural killer cells antigen CD94-like. NCBI's taxonomy places the organism in Eukaryota, Metazoa, Chordata, Mammalia, Monotremata, Ornithorhynchidae. The coding region runs from base 500 to 1153 and encodes 217 amino acids. The transcript is spliced from 6 exons. The record is from RefSeq and is a predicted model, not a curated record.
GCCUCUCCGCUCUCGGCUCCCAGGAUCGUUGGUCUGAACAGCUAACAGUCCUGGGUGCAUCAGUCUGGGUUUCUCUCUCUUGAGGGAAUUGAGACCUUCUGUUCCUCAUUGGAUUCCUGGGUUCCUGGUCCUGCUGGUCACCUCCAGCCACAAGCCCAGGCCCCUGGACAAAUUGCCCCCAGAACAUCUCCUCCAAACAGAGCCACUUUAAGUCUUCACUUUCUUUAUAUGGCUAGCAUCCUGACUGGGAAGUGGGAUGGAGAUCCCACGAGAAUUAAAGUGCCACUGGCUGCCCUGAGAACUGACUCCCUCUUACUCCCCAGGGCCCUGCCUUAAACUUGGAGGAGACUGAUUCUCACAAGGCCCCUUGGGAUCCAGAAGACUGAACCAAAUCCUGAAAGUUCACUGUUGUCCCCUCUUCACUCUUCACCUCAUCACCUGUCUGUCCCACUGCAAAGGAUUCUACACUUUCUCCCUCGUUCAUCUCCCUUUUGCCGGGAUGAGUGAGCCACCAAUCUUGUAUACGGAGUUGAAACAAAAAACAUCCUCUCAGUCUCAGCCCAAGAGAACAAAGACCAGCAUGAGCAAAGAUCCAGGAAGGGAGCAGGAAUUGGCCUAUGUCGAGUUGGAACUGCAAAGACCUUCUCAACAGCAGAGAAAGAGUGAGAGAGUGAAUGGCAAAGAUGCCCCAGCCUCUGUAUGGCAACUCACUGCGGUGACUCUGGUGAUCUUCUGCCUUGGGUUACUAUUGACAGUAGGUGUCUUAGCUGCUCAGGGACUUCACUGUGGCACUUGCCCAGAGAACUGGUUCCUGUAUGGAAACAACUGCUAUCUCUUUUCUAAAGAAGAAAGAAAAUGGGAUGAAAGUCAAGCAAUCUGUCGAUCUCAGAAUUCCAUGCUCCUGAAGUUAGAGAACAAGGGAGAACUGGAUUUCUUGUCCCUGUUUGCACUCUACGGAUGGACUGGACUCUACCGAAGUGGAAGAAAUCAAACUUGGAAGUGGUCCGAUGGCUCAAAUCUUUCCAUAGGCCUGCUGCAUAUAACCUUGGACGAAUCUGGUAAAGACUGUGCCAAAUAUCAUCCAUCAAAUCCAGCUUCUCCUGAAGAGUGUGAAUCUCUUCAAAAGUACAUCUGUAAGUAUAGGAUUCCAUAGCUUUCAUCUUCGGAGCUCAUGGACAGGUCUUCAUGGAGAACAUCUGCAAAGGGACUGGAUCCUGACAUUCCAUGGAUUAGGCACAGUGUUUCACAGUGUAAGACCCCAUUGCUCCAUCUUUGUUAAAUUCAAAGGAAGUCACAGUGGGAUCGUGCUGGAAACACCUGACCUGAAGAGACCUGGUUGAAACUCUAGAUUGGAAACUCUUUGUGGGCAGGAAGUGAGUCUACCAACUCCAUAUAUUGUACUUUCCCAACCGCUUUAAUACGAUGCUUUGAACACAGUAAGUGCUCAAUAAAUACCAUUAAUUGAGUGAAGUAAAUUCUUUAGUCUUUAGUGGACUUUUAAGACACCUUCAAGUGGCCAGUAGAUCUCCUCAGGGGAUGCUCUUUCAUACCAAGUCGAUAGCAGAUUCUGUAAGAGGCAGGGAGUUCACUCUCAGAUAAUAAACACCUCUUUGCCUUCA